Molecule: messenger RNA, 2272 nt
Organism: Babjeviella inositovora NRRL Y-12698
Lineage: Eukaryota; Fungi; Ascomycota; Pichiomycetes; Serinales
Product: catalase
Exons: 1
Coding region: 458-2122 (554 amino acids)
Biological process (GO): response to hydrogen peroxide; hydrogen peroxide catabolic process
Cellular component (GO): cytoplasm; mitochondrion; peroxisome
Molecular function (GO): catalase activity; heme binding
Source: RefSeq, a predicted model, not a curated record
GUCGACAUUUAUGUAACCCUGAAGCCUCCAGACCAUGCCUUGACAAGAAAUGCCCGUUGAGGACUGCGUAAUUCCUGUUGCAUUACUAAUACCCGAGGUCUCGGGUCUCUCCGAUCUUGAAGCAAUCCAAAUUUAUGCAUGACAGUCGCCAGUAACCUACAUGCAUGCACCAGGGUGGAUCAGAGCUUAACUUAACCCCGAUGUUGGCCAUGUAGCAAGCAUCCAAUGGCGAGUCCCUCGUUGCUAAGCACGUCAUAAGACAUAUUAGCUCGUACCGUCGGGACGGAUGCUUUUAUACCGCAAAGGUUUUUGGGUAAUAUCCUAAACUCAGAUCUAGGAGCGGUCCAGGCUUGCUCCGGACUCGUCUGCAGCGAUAGUGUACUAUAAAUAUAACGAUAAACCCCAAGCUGGGUAUGUCUAUCCAGUCCCUACCACGCAUUUACCAUUAUUCAUCACAAUGACUGGUUUAAAGGCUGCUAGUAAAGACUCCACUAUCUACGCCACCUCCAACGGUGUGCCGUAUGUCCACCACCCAUACGGGGCCCAAACUUCCCGUCCCGGUGGCCCAUUGUUGUUGCAAGACUUCCACUUGUUAGACUCCCUCUCUCAUUUCGACAGAGAGAGAAUUCCUGAAAGAGUUGUCCACGCCAAGGGCGGCGGUGCGCAUGGCUACUUCGAGCUCACUGACUCCUUGGAAGACAUCACCAUCGCAAGACCCUUCACCGUUGCAAACUACAAGUGUCCAAUUUCCAUAAGAUUCUCCACUGUUGGUGGUGAAAGAGGUACCCCAGAUACCUUGAGAGACCCAAGAGGGUUCUCGAUCAAGUUCCGUACCGAUAUCGGCAACAUGGACUGGGUCUUCAACAACACCCCGGUCUUCUUCUUGAGAGACCCAAACAAGUUCCCGCACUUCAUCCACACCCAGAAGAGGGACCCCGCAUCCAACUUGGGUCAGAACUCUGGUGAUUCCACCCACACCUGGGAUUACUAUUUGCAAAACCCUGAAACCUUGCACCAAGUCACCUACAUGUUUGGUGACCGUGGUACCCCUGCUGGUUGGGGUGAGAUGAAUGGUUACUCCGGUCACACUUUCAAGUUCACCAACGCAGAGGGGAAGUUGACGUAUGUCCAGAUCCACGUGCUUGCAGAUUCCGGUUUCCAGACCUUAUCUGGUGACCAGGCUAAUGAGUUGGCAGGCUCCUCUCCGGAUUACAACACCUCCAAGUUGUACCACCAGAUUGAAAAGGGUGAGUUCCCUUCCUGGACUUUGGCCGUUCAAACCAUGACUCCAGAACAGGCGGAGAACUUCAGAUACUCCGUCAAUGAUUUAACAAAGAUUUGGCCCCACAAGGACUUUCCUUUGCGUAAGUUCGGUAAGAUUGUAUUAAACCAAAACCCAAAGAACUACCAUGCCGAAAUUGAGCAGAUUGCGUUCUCGCCGUCGCACUUGGUUCCGGGGAUUGACCCUUCCAACGAUCCUGUCUUGCAGUCCCGAUUGUUCUCAUACCCUGACACUCACCGUCACAGAUUGGGGGCAAACUACCAGCAGUUGCCUGUCAACAGAGCCAGAACGUUUGAGACCGACUCCGAGGCUGCUUUCCAAGCCGGCAACUUCCAAAGGGACGGUCCUGCUACCGUUAUCAGUCAGGAUGAUAAGGCCAAUUUCUUGUCUCUUGAGAAGCCAAUCAACUCCGCCGAUACUGAUGCUUCCGGGGCGUUGAAGUUUGGCAAGGAUACCAGAUAUAUCGGUCUUGUAGCCAUCUCGGCAGAACAGCGCGAACUUGCUGCUCAACAAGCAGCCCAAGAGAGGGAACACGACUUGAAGAUUUGGGAAAACUCCUCGUACUUCUAUCUCAGCGGCCUUUCCGAGUUGGACCUUGAACAGCCACGAGACUUGUACGAGCGGGUAUACAACGACGAGGACAAGAAAGAUUUUAUCAAGGCGGUUGUUCUGCAUGCUAGUAAUGUGCACAACCCAGACUUGAAGGAAACGAUUCCGCAGUACUUUGGCUUAUUGAAUAGGGAUUUGGGAGCUGCUGUUGCAAAGGGGUUGGGUGUCAAGUACACCCACCUCAGCUUGGACGAAUACGCCCAGAAGCUUGGUCUUGCCAGCAAUUCUUAGUCAGUGAUCGUUGUUUAGAGGGUAAUUUUCUCCUUUGUAGGUGUAUUUCACUGCAUGGUUUGGAAAAUUUCAUCCUUCGGUGGGUGGUAAUCUGCUGAUGUGCUAAGGCUUUUUUUUUAUUAACGUUUAUUUAUGUGAAUAUUGAUCGAU